AGGGGCAUUUCUGUUCUCUUCCUGUACUCUCCUGCCAAGGGGAAGUCUGUCUUGCAUCAGGCUGCAGCAACCUCAGUUGGUGACAUAAUCAGGCAAUGUCAUCCUGGCCUCUUUGUUGCUCCUUGUCUCUGACAUUCCUUUGCUACCUGAUGGUCUAACUUAAGCCACCUAGUCAGGAUUGCUCAUCUCUAGUUCCUAUGGAUAACAGUGAGUGUCUGUGAGAGCAGAGACACAAAUCUCAGCAAUACAGUGGGAUAUGCUGGGACCAAACAACUACUCUCUGCCUAAGAUAAAACUCAUGAAGCUCAGCUAGAACCAAUCCACUUUCCAUAGGGCCAGAAAGAAUUGCCAAUUAGUAAUGUAUUCCCCUUUCAAGUACGUCUAUAUUUAUGCCAGGAAAAAUACCAGUCUGCCUGGUUCCCUUGCAAGGGCAAAGUUAUCCGUAGCAAAGCCUUUUGUAUUAGGAAGUCUCCCUGUACUAUUAUCCGCAACUCUUCAGAAGGGCCAGACCAGACCCUCAUGUGCACAGCCCAGGAUCCACUCAUCCACAAUGGUCAACAGGCCUGUCUUUAGGAUUUACUGUCACAUACCCUCUCUACCCCCAUCAUAACUCCAACCAAGCUGUCCUGAAAUUAACCCCAGCCAUGCACAAAAUGUGAACAAUUACACAAGACACACGGAAGGUCUAAGUGGUAAAUGGCAGCUGUUGAUACUGACUAACCUGUAUAUUCCACGAACUGAUGAGCAGGGAUUUACCAGAUAUAAGAGAAGAACCAGCAACUGAAAGAAGUGCUGACAAUGCAGCACUCUGAGAGGGCUUUUUGGAAACACAAUAUUUAUUGUGAAAUUACACAGACAGGAAUGAAAAAAGAUGGUGAGGAGUAUAUAUCCUAUUACUUAGAAGAUUAAAUAAAGGAAAUCUCACCAAAUUCAUGGGGAAAAGCCAGCUACAUAACAAAAAAUACACAUAAUGAGCCUGACUCAGAAAAUAAAAUAUGAAGAAAAGUACUAGAAAGAACGUGGGGAGGAAUGCAUGUCAGAAUAUUGUAGAAAAAAUACUCCUUGUGGAAGAAGAAUCUGAGAAAACAGAUGUCAGCCAGGAAGAAUCUCCCUCCGUAAUAUCAGGAAAUCCACAAGGACCACCCCCACAAGGAGGCAACAAGCCCCAAGGUCCCCCACCUCCUCCAGGAAAGCCUCAAGGACCACCCCCACAAGAAGGCGACGAGUCCCGAAGUCGCCGAUCUCCUCCAGGAAAGCCAGAAGGACCACCCCCACAAGGAGGCGACAAACCUCAAGGUCCCCCACCUCCACCAAAGCCACAAGGACCACCCCCACAAGAAGGCGACGAGGCCCGAAGUCGCCGAUCUCCAGGAAAGCCACAAGGACCACCCCCACAAGGAGGCGACAAACCUCAAGGUCCCCCACCUCCACCAAAGCCACAAGGACCACCCCCACAAGAAGGCGACGAGGCCCGAAGUCGCCGAUCUCCAGGAAAGCCACAAGGAGGCGACAAACCUCAAGGUCCCCCACCUCCACCAAAGCCACAAGGACCACCCCCACAAGAAGGCGACGAGGCCCGAAGUCGCCGAUCUCCAGGAAAGCCACAAGGACCACCUCCACAAGGAGGCGACAAACCUCAAGGUCCCCCACCUCCACCAAAGCCACAAGGACCACCCCCACAAGAAGGCGACGAGGCCCGAAGGCGCCGAUCUCCUCCAGGAAAGCCAGAAGGACCACCCCCACAAGGAGGCGACAAACCUCAAGGUCCCCCACCUCCACCAAAGCCACAAGGACCACCCCCACAAGAAGGCGACGAGGCCCGAAGUCGCCGAUCUCCAGGAAAGCCACAAGGACCACCCCCACAAGGAGGCGACAAACCUCAAGGUCCCCCACCUCCACCAAAGCCACAAGGACCACCCCCACAAGAAGGCGACGAGGCCCGAAGUCGCCGAUCUCCAGGAAAGCCACAAGGACCACCCCCACAAGGAGGCGACAAACCUCAAGGUCCCCCACCUCCACCAAAGCCACAAGGACCACCCCCACAAGAAGGCGACGAGGCCCGAAGGCGCCGAUCUCCUCCAGGAAAGCCACAAGGACCACCUCCACAAGGAGGCGACAAACCUCAAGGUCCCCCACCUCCACCAAAGCCACAAGGACCACCCCCACAAGAAGGCGACGAGGUCCGAAGGCGCCGAUCUCCUCCAGGAAAGCCAGAAGGACCACCCCCACAAGGAGGCGACAAACCUCAAGGUCCCCCACCUCCACCAAAGCCACAAGGACCACCCCCACAAGAAGGCGACGAGGCCCGAAGGCGCCGAUCUCCAGGAAAGCCACAAGGAGGCGACAAACCUCAAGGUCCCCCACCUCCACCAAAGCCACAAGGACCACCCCCACAAGAAGGCGACGAGGCCCGAAGUCGCCGAUCUCCAGGAAAGCCACAAGGACCACCCCCACAAGGAGGCGACAAACCUCAAGGUCCCCCACCUCCACCAAAGCCACAAGGACCACCCCCACAAGAAGGCGACGAGGCCCGAAGGCGCCGAUCUCCUCCAGGAAAGCCACAAGGACCACCCCCACCUCCUGCUGGACAGCCCCAGGGACCACCACCCCCUGCUCAAGGGGGCGGACCACCCGGACCUCCCCAGGGACAGCCUGCCCAGUAAUCUAGGAUUCGAUGACAGGAAGUGAAUAAGAAGAUGACAGUGAUUCAAAUGAUUCAAAUGCCAUGACAUUGGAACAAGGUGGUCAUAGCUCUAACUUCCAUAUACCAAUAAAAUAAUCAGCUUGCAA
Symphalangus syndactylus (siamang) is the source of this 2790-nucleotide messenger RNA. Its product is annotated as basic salivary proline-rich protein 2. The record is from RefSeq and is a predicted model, not a curated record. NCBI's taxonomy places the organism in Eukaryota, Metazoa, Chordata, Mammalia, Primates, Hylobatidae.